Scheffersomyces coipomensis is the source of this 2262-nucleotide messenger RNA. It is a transcript of the gene PTR3, whose product is annotated as Ptr3p. NCBI's taxonomy places the organism in Eukaryota, Fungi, Ascomycota, Pichiomycetes, Serinales, Debaryomycetaceae. The record is from RefSeq and is a predicted model, not a curated record. Gene Ontology annotation, molecular function: protein binding. Bases 1 to 2262 code for a protein of 753 amino acids. The transcript has a single exon.
AUGGAUAAGAUAAAGAUCUCCAGUUUGGAGCUGUUGCUAAGGCUACCAGGAGAUCCUGCUGGUCAACUGGUGAUAGUGUCAGAUACAUCUAUGUUAACAUGCGGUUGUUUAAUAUCUGAAUCUUGGUUUGGAACAGGAUCAAGUUGUCCAAAUUGUGGUAAAGAAAAUGUAUCAAUCCUUUCUGAAAUCAAACCUUUAAGAGAUCUAUAUAAGAUUAUCCAACAGUUGAAUACUCAAUUGGCUGCUGUGUCAAUUCCUACACCUACAACUUCAAACAAUAACAUCACCGCUCCUCCUCUGCUUAUGGCAAAUAGUAGAAGGAGGAGAUCAUCUUCUAAAAAGAGUAUUAAGGCUGGUACACUCGAUACUUUUAAUGAAGGCUCACAAUUCCAAUCCCAAGAUUCCAUGGAUUUAAUAAGUUUAUUUUAUAAGUUUGCUAAAGAAGAAGAAUAUGUUCAUAUUGAACCACCACCAUCUACAUCACCAAAUAAUUCUAAAGUUCAACCUAUAAGUAUUCGAAAUAAAGGUAAUGGUACAACCAAUCCUGAAAAACAUGAAAUAGGUUCAUCAUCAUUGAAUCUGUAUCAAAACUCCACCUCAAUCCUGCCUAGUCAUAAUGCUCCUCAUUUAAAAGUUGAUCCUACAGAUAGUUUAAAGAAUCAAAGUUUAGAAUUUGAAAAGAAUUUAUUAAAGGGUUUAAGUGAAGAAAAAGAAUAUAACUUCAGUAAAUGCUUCCCAUUCUAUCGUAAAUCAUCUACAUUCCCAACUCAACAACUUAAGUUUUCUAUGAGUAAUUUAUCAUUUAAAUCAAAUUCAAUCAUGAAGAAAUCAGCUCGAUUUAUAGGGAGUGAUAUAUAUACUUAUUUCGAUUUCGCAUUGGGUAAUGAAGUGACCCGGUUUGUAUUGAUAUCAGAGAAGAGAUGGGAAUUAUAUGAAUAUAUUGUCCCUUUGAGUGAGACUGAUACUGCAUCAAUCAAACCGCAAAUGAUAUGUUGUGGGAAACUGACAGGAGAAUAUGGUGAAAAUAUUAAUAAUUUAAAUACUUUCCCAUCGACGAGUUCUGCCAUUAAAGAAAUUGUUAUUAAAAAUGAUUUUAAUUCUGAAUCUUCUAAUGAUUCAGAUUUAAAAAAGAGAUUACAACAAUGGGAUCAUCUUUAUUGUAAAUUAUCAAAAAAUUAUUUAUUCAUCUCCGGUACAAAAGGUGUAAUGAGAUUAUUUAAUCUUAAUAGAAUGUCACCUUAUACAUUUGGUCAACCUAUUUAUACAUAUGUUACUAAUUUCCCUAUACGUUGUGUAUCAAUCUCCCCUAAUGAUAAACUUUUGGCGUGUGCUAUAACUGCUAAGGAAAGACUUUCAAGUAAAGAACAACCUUUUAUCGUUUUACAUCGAUUGCAUGCAUCUGAUGAUGGAUAUUUACAUUCAGUUGAGCCUAUAACCAUUACCAUUCCUUAUCGUGAUCCAAUUAAAUUAUUAAAUUUCAAUGCUACAUCAACUCAUUUAUUAUGUUGUACAGCUUGGGAAUCAAGAUAUUUAAUUAUAAGAUUGAGAAAUAUGACAGGAGGACCUAAUGAUUCUUCGGAAAAUUAUAGAAAGCCAAGAUUAAUUUGGUCUGAUCAAAGUUAUAAAUCAAAUCGAAGACAUCGUGGAGGUGAGAAUGAUGGUGAAGAUGAAGAACAAAGAGAAAAUGACAAUGAUUUAAUGAUGACUAAUGAAGGAGUAACUGAUGUACAAUUUGGUAGUUUACAUUCUAAUACUAUCAUUUUAUCGUCCUGUUCAUUAAAGAGUAGACCUCCAAUGAUAGUAAGAUUGGAUGGAGCCUUAAUAGAUUCCAAUCGAAAUCGAUCUGUAUCAGAUAGUCAAACUAGUAUAACUAGUGUAGGAGGUGAAGAUGAUGAAAUUAAAUCAUCAGAAACUGUCACUAAAUUUCCUGAAAUAGGAUCAUCAAUCUAUAGUUUUGCCAUGUCUCCAAGAGGUGAUGGAAUCGUCUUCCUUGAUAAAUCAGGACGAUUAUUCUUGGUAUCUACCCCCGGAUUACGAUUCAAUUCUACUACAAGUUUAGCCACUAAUAAGAAUGUGGUUGUAUUAUUAGGUGAAGUUUCCAAUGCUGAACGAUUCACCGAAGCUGCAUCGAUCAAAUUUUCUCCUGAUGGAGGGAAAAUCUUUGCUGUCGAUAGGAAAGGAAUCCUAUCUGUAUUUGAUUUCACUAAGGGUGUACCUGGUGAUGAUCUUGAUGUGGUUAAAUGUAAAAUACUUAAUAUUUAA